CAAAAUUGGAUAAUUGGGCUCGACCAUGUAAAUAUUCGAAAAUGACCCUCCAAUUAAAGGAUCAAUCAUUCAAUCAGUGUCACAUUAUUUCCCUGAAGUUGAACCUCAAUCUGAAAACGUGCAUGUCACUAGCUACAAUUUAAUACAAACCUUAAUAUAUAUAUCCAUUCACAGAGAGACCAACACCCAACACCAAUCUCAUCGAUCACAACAAUUUUCUUUUGUGUUUUUCUUGAAAACCAAACAGCAUUGAGACCAGAAAAAUAUUGGAGAUGAAGAUUCGCCAUCCUUACACCGAGAAACUCUGGUACACCGAGAAACCCUGGUUAUUUGGCGUCGCACUGGUGUGUCUGAUCGGCGGCGUCAUGCUCAUUUCCACCUUUAUCCGAACCACCGACAACUCCUUGCUCUGUAAUCUCGGCAUCGGCUCCAAAACCACCGACUACUACUCGUCCACGCCGAUCCAACUCAACGCAGUCCUCCACUACGCCACGUCACACCGGGUCCCACAACAAUCCCUCGCCGAGAUCAGAGUCUCCUUCAAUGUCCUCAAAUCUCUCUCCCCCUGCAACUUCCUCGUCUUCGGCCUCGGCCACGACUCCCUCAUGUGGACCGCCUUCAAUCCACGUGGCACCACCCUAUUCCUCGAGGAGGACCCCAGGUGGGUCCAGAACGUCCUCAAGGAAUCGCCGGACCUCAGGGUCCACACCGUCCGGUACCGGACCAAACUCAAAGAGGCCGAUGCUCUGAUCUCACUGUACCGGACCGAACCGGAGUGUUCGCCGUCAAACGCGUACCUACGUGGCAACAAGAGGUGCAAGUUGGCGUUGCAUGAUUUGGCUGAUGAGGUGUACGACACGGAGUGGGACCUGAUCAUGAUUGAUGCCCCGCGAGGGUACUUUAACGAGGCUCCGGGUCGGAUGGGUGCGAUAUUCUCGGCGGCAGUUAUGGCUAGGAACAGGAAGGGAUCGGGUGUGACGCAUGUGUUCCUGCACGAUAAUGAUCGGAGGGUGGAGAAGAGCUACGCAUCGGAGUUCUUGUGUAGGAAGUAUCUGGUGAAGACUGUUGGUAGGCUCUGGCACUUUGAGAUACCGCCAGCUAACGUGAGCGACUCUCGUUCUUCUUUUUGCUAGAAUGAGCGGCCGUUGGUGUUUUUUCAAGCUGAGUUUCUGUUACCGCAUGAUGCAUUAUUGUUUAUUUAUUUUUUGUUUUUUUUUUUUUUUAAAUAUAUAUAUUUGGAACAUUUAUACAUUUUGUUGUAUUUUCAAAUAUUUUUCUUAGGGGAUUGUAGAAUUUGUCACAGGAAAUUUAUGUGAGACUAAUGAUUGAGAGUUCCAUUGUUACAAGGAUUAGUAUGAGACUGUAAGUCGUGGGUAACAUUGUAAUUUGAUGGAUUCACACCUUCACAAAAAUAUAUAUAUUGUAGGUCCAUCUUA
Messenger RNA from Cornus florida, 1436 nucleotides. Its product is annotated as arabinogalactan O-methyltransferase 1-like. Gene Ontology annotation, biological process: xylan biosynthetic process. NCBI's taxonomy places the organism in Eukaryota, Viridiplantae, Streptophyta, Magnoliopsida, Cornales, Cornaceae. The coding region runs from base 273 to 1133 and encodes 286 amino acids. The transcript has a single exon. The record is from RefSeq and is a predicted model, not a curated record.